Messenger RNA from Bradysia coprophila, 790 nucleotides. RefSeq names its product cytochrome c oxidase subunit 2-like. Lineage: Eukaryota; Metazoa; Arthropoda; Insecta; Diptera; Sciaridae. The record is from RefSeq and is a predicted model, not a curated record.
AUUGCUACAUGAUCUAACUUAAAUUUACAAGAUAGAACUUCCCCUUUAAUGGAACAAUUAAUUUAUUUUCAUGAUCACUCACUAUUAAUUUUAAUUUUAAUUACUGUUCUUGUUUCGUAUUUAAUAAUUAUAUUAUUUUUUAACUCGUUUACAAAUCGAUUUCUGUUAAGAGGUCAAACUAUUGAAAUUAUUUGAACAAUUAUUCCAGCUAUUAUUUUAAUAUUUAUUGCCUUACCAUCAUUACGAUUAUUAUACUUAUUAGAUGAAAUUAGAAGUCCUUUAAUUACUUUAAAAACAAUUGGUCAUCAAUGAUAUUGAAGAUAUGAAUAUUCAGAUUUUAAUUCAAUUGAAUUUGACUCAUAUAUAAUUCCUGUUAAUGAAAUAAAACUAAAUAAUUUUCGACUACUAGAUGUAGAUAACCGAAUCAUUCUACCCUUUAAUACUAAAAUUCGUAUUUUAAUUUCAGCAGCUGAUGUUAUUCAUUCAUGAACUAUCCCAUCUUUAGGGGUAAAGGUUGAUGGGACUCCUGGACGGUUAAAUCAAACAAAUUUUUUAAUUAAUCGCCCGGGGUUGUUUUUUGGCCAAUGUUCAGAAAUUUGUGGCGCCAAUCAUAGGUUUAUACCAAUUGUUAUCGAAAGAGUAAAAUUAAAUUAUUUUAUUAAUUGAAUUAAAAAUUUUUCUUAAUUUAAUAUUAUUUAUGUUUAUAAUUUAUUCAUUAAAUGACUGAAAUGUAAGUACUGGUCUCUUAAACCAUUUUAUAGUAAUUUAACAAAUACUUUUAAUGAUAUUU